Messenger RNA from Periophthalmus magnuspinnatus, 12746 nucleotides. RefSeq names its product dachsous cadherin-related 1b (gene dchs1b). Gene Ontology annotation, cellular component: plasma membrane. The transcript is spliced from 30 exons. The record is from RefSeq and is a predicted model, not a curated record. Gene Ontology annotation, molecular function: calcium ion binding. Gene Ontology annotation, biological process: homophilic cell-cell adhesion. NCBI's taxonomy places the organism in Eukaryota, Metazoa, Chordata, Actinopteri, Gobiiformes, Gobiidae. Bases 454 to 10356 code for a protein of 3300 amino acids.
GUGCCCUGGAGCGGCUGCGUCUUGUAGUAUCCACUGCGAGUCUCUGUGGUGAUGCUGAGAGAAGGAAAAACGCAGCGGAUAUAUGAGGAAGACACGAGCCGGCUCCAAACGCCUUUUACGCGCUGACUUCAUCUGAAAACAUUGGAGAAGAGCACGUCCCCGUCUUGCGCUCACCUGACAAAGCCACACUGAGGAUACCCAGGAUUCACUGGAGCUGCUUUUUGCCGGUUUGUGGAAUAGGCGUGUGGAUCUUACGGAAAAACACAAACGUCAACUUCAUUUGGCCAGUUUCAUUCAUCGCGCCGUGUGCAGGAGAUUUAGGUGACUUACAUUGGAGACUCGUUUGCGGACUCGUUUGCAUGCUAAUCAGGUUUGGAGCAGAAGAAGGGGAUAUCCAUAACGCACACCCCAAGCAGUAGAGUGACUCCAAUGCAUGUGUAACAGGACCCAGCCAUGCAGAUAACAAGUGCAGGGUCAAGGCUGCGGUGGUGGGUCAAUCGGCCCCCUGUGAGCCCAGGACUCUGGAGGUGGAGGAACACAGUAGUUUAUCUCUAUGUCGUACUUGUCCUUGUCCAGAGCACAGCAGUCUUCGGGGCAUUGGAGUUACAGCUUGAUGAAGAGCAGCCAGCGGGGACAAUAGUGGGUGACAUAAGUGCCGGGUUACCUCCUGGAGAAACAGCCAUUCUUUACUUCAUUUCAGAUCACGAGGGGACAGGUGUAGGCAGCGACCUUUACAUUGACGAAACUACAGGCAUUAUCACCACGGCCAAGAGUCUCGAUAGAGAAAAAAGAGACCACUAUAGCUUCAUCGCUGUAACUAUGACCGGAACGACUAUUGAAGUUUCAAUUACUGUCAAUGAUAUCAACGACCAUGCACCAGUGUUUCCCAAAAAGAAAGCAGCUCUUAAAAUACCCGAGCAUACGCAAGUCGGGACAAGGUUCCACCUAGAGCCUGCUUUGGAUGCGGACAAGGACCAAUUGACAACGCAAGGGUACACCAUCAGAGAAGGCAAUGUGGGCCAAGCCUUUAGACUGGACACUAAGAGAAGUGCUAACAAGGUGCUGAACUUGGAUCUAGUGGUCAAUGGGCCACUCGACAGGGAGAAGCGGUCGACAUACACGCUGGUUUUGGAGGCGUACGAUGGAGGGUCGCCCAAAAGAAUGGGAUCUAUGACUUUGGAAGUGACAAUAACAGAUAUCAACGAUCACGCACCAGUUUUUAACCAAAGUCGGUACCAUGCGAUCAUCUCAGAAAGUCUUCAACAAGGAAGCAGCAUCCUACAAGUAUUUGCCACAGAUGAGGAUGAAGGAGACAAUGGCAUGGUUCUAUAUGAAAUAAACCGUCGUCAGAGUGACCCAGACAGAUACUUUGUGAUGGAUAUGAAGUCUGGAGUCAUUGCACUGAACAGACCCCUGGAUUAUGAGCUCAAGAGAGUACAUGAGCUCGUGGUGCAGGCGCGGGACAAUGCCAGCCAACCAGAGGUGACCAAUGCAUUUGUGACCAUCCAUGUCCGUGACUACAAUGACAACCAGCCCACCAUGACCAUCAUCUUCCUGAGUGAGGACGGCUCUCCCCGGAUCUCGGAGGGGGCCCAGCCUGGACAGUACGUGGCCCGCAUCUCUGUCACUGACCCGGACUACGGAGAGUACGCUAACGUCAACGUGUCCCUGGAGGGCGGAGACGGGAAGUUCGCUCUGACAACUAAAGACAGCAUCAUCUACCUGAUUUAUGUGGAUGAGAUGUUGGACAGAGAGGAGCGAGACUCGUAUGACCUGAGGGUGAUGGCAACUGACUCUGGGACUCCUCCUCUCAGAGCAGAGUCCUCAUUCACUAUACAGGUAAUGGACGUCAAUGACAAUCCUCCUCUAUUCGACCAGCAGUCCUACAAACAAACCAUCCCAGAAGUGGUCUACCCCGGCUCUUUUGUUCUCCAAGUCACGGCUCGAGACAAAGACCAAGGACCGAAUGGGGACGUCCGAUACAGCCUCCUCAAAGGCAAGAACUCCCACUCUGAUUGGUUCUCCAUCGAUCCGGUUACAGGGAUCAUAACCACAGCAACAGUACUGGAUUUUGAGUCAGAACCAGCCCCGAGUAUCACCGUAGUGGCGACAGACAGUGGCAGGCCUUCUCUGUCCUCUACGGCUAAAGUGGACGUUGUACUUCAGGAUGUAAACGACAACACACCUGUUUUCUCCAGUAACUUCUACAAUGCCUCCAUAAAAGAGAACACCGCAGCUGGGACCUGCUUUUUAGAGGUCACAGCUACAGAUGAAGACCGCGGUUCCUUCGGCGCAAUUACCUACACACUGGGGUCGCCAGGAGGGGGCGCUGUGCCGACGCAGUUCACCAUACACAAGGAGACAGGGCAGAUCUGCACCAGCACCACUUUGGACCGGGACGAUGGGCUGGACAAGUUUGAUCUUACAGUCACAGCAACAGAUGGAGGUGGCCUCAGCUCAGUUGCCCGAGUGAAAGUGACCGUGGUGGACAUCAAUGACAACCGCCCCACCUUCUACCCCGUCUUAUACACGGUCAGCCUGAGUACCCACAGUGCACCAGGAACCUCUGUUGUCAAGGUAACAGCCAACGACCCUGACUCUGGUCCCAACGGGAGAGUGACGUACCGAACUGCACCAGGAGGGGGCUCUGCAUUCUUCACACUCAACAAAGACACAGGUGUGAUCUCCUUGUCCCGUUCACUUCACGGUAAAGCCAACACGGUAAUCCCCAUGGUGAUCACGGCUGAAGAUGGCGGAGGUCUGAAGGCGCCGGUCGAUGCCAGAGUGAACAUCAGUAUAGUGGGUGGCUCAGUGGCGCCCCCUGUGUUUGAACAAGCACAUUACUUCUUCACUGUCCCAGAGGAUGUGCUAAGGGGAACUGCGGUGGGGGUGGUCCGAGCGGCUACCCGCACAGGUGUUUCUAAGGACAUCUUGUAUUCCAUCUCGUCUGGAGAUCCUGAUGGCUACUUUACUGUGGACAGUUCUUCCGGUACAAUCCGCACUGCUCUGCCUUUGGACCACGAAAUCUGCUCCAGUCUGGAGUUGGAGAUCCAGGCCCGAUCCGGCUCCCCUCCCGCCUAUGGGACGUCUCGAGUUCGAAUCACCAUCUCUGAUGUCAAUGAUAACUCCCCAGUCUUCCAUCCUUCAUCUUCUGAAUCUUUACUUCUACCUGAAAUCACCAAAAUGGGUGCUGUAAUCUACCGCAUACAAGCCACAGACAAAGAUUCUGGUCACAAUGGUCAGCUUAGUUUUGACUUGGUUUCUGCUGGAGCUGCCGGAAGUAGCGGACAACGAACAUUUGGCGUGGACCGGGGCAGUGGGGAGGUGCGACUUAUUGGGACUCUGUCUUAUGAAACUGUCCCUCGCUAUGACCUCCAAAUUGUUGCCAAAGAUGGUGGCGCACCCCAACUUAGCUCCACCUUCACCCUUGUUGUUCACAUACAAGCUCAAGAUGCACAGGGCCCGCAUUUUGACACACUGACAUAUCGUGUUGAACUGAGAGAAAAUACGCCACUUAAUACUCGGUUCUUGCAAGUUAGAGCUUUGAACAGAGAAUCUUCUGGAAAUGGUGGUACGUCAUCUUCCUCUGUGUCCUACCGCCUUCGACCAGAUGGUGACGCUGCAGGAUUUGGGAUCAUGCCCGAUAGCGGUUGGCUUUUUGUUCGAAGCUCUUUGGAUCGAGAAGUUAAGGAUAUGUAUCUAUUGACUGUCUUAGCCACUUCAGGACAAGGGGGUGUGGGGAGAACCGGUAGUGCAACAGUAAGGGUAACAGUGACUGAUGAGAAUGAUAAUGCACCAAGACUAAGCCAAGAGAGAGUGUUUUUAGCUGUUGGGGAGAAUCUAAUGGCUGGGACUGGCUUUGGAAGAGUAUCUGCGACUGAUAGAGAUGCAGGGCUAAAUGCUAGGCUAACUUACAGACUGCUGCAUCCGGACAAGCACUUCCAAAUCAAUGCACAAACAGGUGAGAUAAGUACACGCCUUGCAUUGGACCGAGAGCAGCAGUCAAGUUACCAGCUGGUUGUGGUGGUCCAAGAUGGCGGCACACCACCGCGCAGCGCUACAGGAACUGCUCACAUUACCGUACUGGAUGAAAAUGACCAUACCCCAACAUUUACUCAUGUGAGGCCAGACAGGGAACUGCUGCUACAGGUCAACGAGGGGCUUCCAUCUGGAACUGUGAUAACAAUACUAACAGCCAAAGACGCAGACGAGGGAGAAAAUGGCACAAUUUUCUACUCUUUAUCAGGCCCCAGAGCAGAGCGUUUCUCCUUGAACCCAAACAGCGGUGAGCUCAGGACGGCCUCUCCUCUGAGAUGGGCCGAGCGCUCAGAAUACUCCUUCACUGUGACUGCUGCAGAUCACGGGACACCAGGCCUCAGUUCCACCUGCCAGAUACGCAUACAGGUCCUCAGUUCAUCCAAAUCCAACCCAAAACCCAAUGUUCUCUCUAUGAUGCUGAACAUUGUCGAGGGGGCCACACCGGGCUCCGUGAUUGGCUCUGUGCGAUCACGUGACCAGUACAACUCUGUAGAGGGUCAGGUGACUUAUCUGGUUGUGGGUGGUACCGACCGUGAUGGGACGUUUAUGGUGGACCGGCUAAGAGGAGACGUGUAUUUGGUGAGGGAGCUGGACUAUGAGAGGGGCUCGAGGUACACUCUACAGGUGGAGGUGUCUGACUUCUCACAGGCGUAUCCCAGCAGCCACCUGGUGCAGCUAGACAUCUAUGUACAGGACAACAAUGACCAUGCCCCCCACUUCACACAGGACCCCAUUUCAAUUGUGGUCCAGGAGAACACCGAACCGGGGGCAUUUGUGCACACGUUUCAAGCAAUAGAUCAGGAUGGCAGUGGCCCCAACAGUGAUCUCCGGUAUUCCAUUGAGCACCAGUGGCCCGAUACAGCUGACCUUUUGACCCUGGACCCUGUCUCUGGAGUCUUAACUUUGGGACAGAGGCUGGACCGCGAGACCACGCCCUCUCUAUACCUGGUGGUGCGUGCUACAGAUCAGGCAGUGGAUCCAUCGCAGCGCCGGUGGGGAUCGGUCACUGCCAGGAUUUUUGUCAGGGAUGAGAAUGAUAACGCUCCAGUCUUCAGCUCUCCAUCUGCAGUCAGCGUCAUGGAGGACCAGCCCGUGGGUUUUGUGAUCUUGUACGUGAUGGCUCGAGAUGAUGAUGAAGGCGAAAAUGGACGUGUCUCGUACAGGAUCCAGGCAGGAAACAGUGCUGGUCGCUUCAGCCUGAAUCCCAACACUGGCUCAUUGUCCAUUCUCAAAGCCCUGGAUCGUGAAGAACAUGAGGUGUACAACUUGACCAUCAUUGCAGAGGAUCAUGGGAUACCUCAGCUGUCCACGUCUCAAGUGCUGAGCGUCCAAGUGAUCGACGUGAACGACGAAGCCCCGGUUUUCCAGAGGGUGGAGUUUGAGACCGUCGUUAUGGAGAACAAAGGACCAGGGACCACAGUGCUGACAGUUACUGCCACAGACCGCGACCAAGGUUCUAAUGGUCAUGUGACGUAUGGAGGGGUGACGGAGGAGGGCUUCCUGAUUAACCCUGUGACUGGAGUCAUCACCACCACCAGAGAGCUGGACCGCGAGCACCAUAACCACUACACUCUGACCGUCUAUGCCAGAGAUGGAGGGAUGCCUUCAAACUUCGCCAAAGCGGUAGUCCGUGUGGAGGUGCAGGAUGUGAAUGAUAAUGCCCCUGUGUUUGCAAAGCUUUGGUACGGUCUGGAAGUGCCCGAAAACCAAGCUCCUGUAGAACUGUGUGUACUGAAAGCUACUGACCCCGACCUGGGCCCCAACGGAGAGCUGGAGUACAGGAUUACAGGUGGAGAUCCAGAUGGAGAUUUCCAGCUCCAUGCCAGCACAGGAGCUCUGUCCACUUCUGGAGCCCUGGACAGAGAGAGCACUGCAGAGUACAACCUGGAGGUGGUGGCUACAGACAAGGGCAGCCCGCCUCAGAGUACCACAGUCACAGUCAACGUGCGAGUGUUGGACGUCAAUGACAACAGCCCUGUGUUUGAGCGAAGCAGCUACACGGUGGAGGUGUCUGAAGACGCAGUAGUGGGAGCACCAGUUUUGGAGGUCAAAGCUACAGAUAAGGAUGAAGCAUUCAAUGGAAAGAUCUUGUACUUCCUGAGUAAAGAGGCGCAUGGUGCAUUCACUGUUGAUGAAAACACGGGACAUAUCAUCACAGCUGCACAUCUGGACAGGGAGAAAGUGGCCACAUACACUUUCCAGGUGCUGGCUGUGGACCUGUCCCCAGCUGAACCUAGAAACACCUCAGCUCAGGUGAUAGUCACAAUCACAGAUGUCAACGACAACGCUCCGUUUUUCCUCCAGGAUCCACUCAUCAUAGAAGUCUCUAGUAAACGUAGCCAGCGCGUUUUGGCUACAAUGAAAGCAGAGGACAAGGACUUUGGAGCAAACGGUUCUGUGUUUUACCGGUUUGCCACUCCAGUCAAAGGUUUCAGUAUUAACUCUCUGACAGGGGAGAUCCAGGCCACAGAGCCCCUCACAGGCCUGACACAGGCCCAGAGGACCCUCAUCGUGGAGGCCAUGGAUCAGGGGAGCCCCGCCCAGUCUGCACAAGGCGUGGUGGUCAUUUUUGUCAAGGAGGUGCAGUACAGUGGCAUUAGGUUCUCCAGAAAUGCCAGAGAUGUCAACAUACAAGAAAAUGCUGCUAAAGGCACAGCAGUAUUUCAGGCUGUGGCUCAACACCCAGAUGGCUCAAACAGGGGCAUCAGCUACAGUCUAUUCAGUGGGAACCGAAAACAGUCUUUUAGUAUCAGCUCCUCGAGUGGUGAGAUCACAGUGGAGAGCUCUAAAGGUCUGGACUUUGAAGACUCUCCCAGGCUGCGACUUGUGGUGAAGGCAGAGACGGUGACCUCCACGACUUUUAUGGCCAUAAACCUGAUCCUGCAGGACGUCAACGACAACCUGCCCCGCUUCCAACUGCAGAACUAUGUGGCCUACCUGAGAGAGGCACACGGACAUGAGCAGCCCAUUAUACAGGUGGUGGCUGAGGAUGUGGACCAGGGCUCUAAUGGUCAGGUGACUUACUCUUUCCAAGCAUCAAGUUGGGCUGCUCUAUUUAAAAUCGACCCCACGACAGGAACCAUCACCACGGCAGCCAUCAUGGACCGCGAGAUCUUCAACCAGACCAAAUUGGUGGUUACAGCAACUGACAGAGGGUCUCCACAGCUCGCAGGUUCAGCCACGCUAACUGUGAUUAUAGUCGACCAAAACGACAACAGUCCAACUAUUCCCCUGCCCCAAGAAAUACGCAUCCCAGAAAACACCUUGAUUGGCACAGAGAUCACCUUGGUAACAGGUAAUGACGUAGACUCCAGCCCAGCUCUGUCCUACUCUCUGAGACUGGAGCCUGCAGCCAUGGGGAGGUUUGGGAUUCACCGCUUCAGUGGCAGUGUGUCGCUCACGGCACCUCUGGACUUUGAGGAGAAGACCUGGUACACCUUGACCGUGAGAGCAUCCGACAGCCGCCAUGACACAGAGGCCAAUAUCACAAUACUAGUGGAAGACAUCAAUGACAACGCACCAACGUUUACUAAUGAUCUGUAUCAGGUGACACUGCCCGAGCACACCCCGGCAGGAAGUACAGUUGUCACGGUAACAGCCACUGACAGAGACUCAGGGGACAAUGGCCGGAUCACCUACAGAGUCAUGUCAUCCACACAGGAGGGCUUCUACAUCGACCCCAAUAACGGGACAUUGUUCAUCAAUCAGAGAGCCGAGUUCGACCCUGAACGUCCCUCCGUCAACAUUGUGAUUGAGGCUCGUGAUGGCGGCUCUCCUUCACUCUCCUCUCUCACCACGGUCCAAGUCCAGAUCUCUGACGUCAAUGAUAAUGCGCCAUUGUUCCAUCAGUCUGAAUACAGAGCCACUGUUUCUGAGGACAGCAUUCCAGGAUCCACUAUUUUGACUUUUGAAGCCUUUGACAGCGAUCUCUCCCGGGAAAACUGCGGCUUUGACUUUGCCAUCGCCAAUGGGAAUGACGGCAAUGCCUUCCAGAUAGAGAGCAGUGUUCGGUACCUGGAGGGGCGGGGCUUCCAGACUGUUGGGACGCUGCUAUUGGCUGAGGGACUGGAUUUUGAAACGAGACCACUCUACAAUCUGACAGUGGUGGUUUCAGAUCGCGGAGUACCUCAGAGAAGUUCGAGUGUGGCUGCUGUGAUUGCCAUUGGGGAUGUGAAUGACAACCCUCCAGUCUUCAGUAGAGCGGACUACACUGUGGCCCUCAGUGAAGGAGCAGCUGCUGGUACAGAGAUCAUACGGCUGACUGCAACAGAUCCGGACUCCACUCCGAAUGCUCAGAUCCAGUAUACCAUCAGCUCUGGAGAUGAGGUGAACCUGUUUUCCAUGGACCAAUGGACCGGAGCGUUACGACUUCAGCGAACACUUGACCGGGAACAUAAAUCCACUCACAUUAUCAUAGUUCAGGCCUCAGAUGGACAGGGCCACUUUGCAUUAGCCCCCGUCACUAUUGAAGUCAAAGACGUGAAUGACAAUCACCCAUAUUUCCCUGUAGAAGUUCUCACAGCCAGCAUCAGGGAAAACCAACCAGCCAACUCCGCAGUGACUGUCCUUCAUGCCAUAGACCAUGACACCGGUGUAUUCGGCCAGCUUAAGUACUAUAUGAUUGAGCGAACUAGCCUGGGCAAAGACAGUUUCAUAGUGGAUCAGAAUACAGGAGAAAUCAGAAGCAAAAUGUCCUUUGAUUUUGAAAAGAUAAACUCAUUUAACUUUGUAGCGUUAGCUGUUGACUCAGGUAACCACUCUGCCACUGUGACUGUCCAAGUUUUUAUUACAGGCGAAGACGAAUAUGAUCCUCUUUUCACAUCAUCAGAGUUUGCAUUUGAGGUCCCAGAAGGAGCUAAGAAAGGACAGAGCAUUGGACAAGUUCAGGCCAAUGAUGAAGAUGGAGGAGUUGAUGGGAUUGUUUUGUACUCGCUACCCACCAACUCACCUUAUUUUGAUGUCAAUAAAACCACUGGGGUGAUUUUCCUAAAGUUGGACAGUACUGGCAGUGCUAGUAGCAGUUCUGGUUCAGGUCGGGCUAAACGAGAUGCUAGACUCAUAAAUCUAGAUGUAAAAGCUCACAGCCCUCUAGAUUCCUCCAGGACUACAACUGCACAGGUUUCCAUUGAUGUCACCAAUACAAACUUUGGUCUAGCUCCGGACGUCAACAUUUUGCUAAUAAGCAUCAUAGCUGUUUCUCUUGGAUUCAUAGUAUUACUGGUUGUCAUGGCAGUUGUCGUUUUCUUGGUGAAAUCUAGGAGAAGAAAGAAAGGGCAGGAUAAAGGAAAUAGAAAUGUUGCAUCUGGAACUGCCAUGCAAAAGCUAGACGAAUGCAGUUCUGGACCAGGAGAAAGAAUCUACCAUCAAACUUUGCCUGGAUACGCUGCUGACCAAAGUGGAGCCGGAGGUGGCCCGUACCCCCGAGGAGGCUCAUUGGACCCUUCUCAUUCUAGUGGCAGAGGAUCAGCAGAAGCAGCAGAAGAUGAUGAAAUUAGAAUGAUCAAUGAAUACCCAAGAGUGGCCUCCAUAACUUCAUCCAUGCAGGAGCACAUCUCAGCGAGAGGUCCCGAUUCCGGUAUCCAGCAAGACGCAGAUCAGUUAUCAGACAUCUCCUGUGAGCCUUCCAGUUUAGAAGGUAGCACCUGGUUCAAGGGGAAGAAACUUGGGGGCAGCCUGAGCGGGACAUUGCUUUCGGGACAGCUGCCAGUCUACAGAGAUGAGGGAGGAGGGUAUCUAGGAGUGGGACGAGGGCUCAAUAUCUCUCUCCCCAAAGACUACGCUUUUCCAGAAGAUGGCAAACCGUCAGUGGAUGGGUCUCUCACUGCCAUAGUUGCCAGUGAUGAGGAGCUAAGAGGAAGCUACAACUGGGACUACCUUCUGAACUGGUGUCCGCAGUUCCAACCUUUGGCUAAUGUUUUUACAGAAAUCGCCAGGCUCAAGGAUGAAACCGCUCAGCAAACGCAAAAUCCACGUCCACCUUUCCAACCAAAACCCAAAAUUGAUACAAAAUCAAGAAUCGACCCUCCACCACUUAUAACAUCUGUGGCUCAUCCAGGGGCCAUGUCAGUUCCUCCAAAAGUUCCAGUGAUUGGUCGAUCGUUCCCGCAUUUAGCAUCUCUACGGCGGUCUCCCAUCAGCCACGAGGGGUCAAUAUCAUCAGCAGCAAUGUCUCCAAGUUUCUCUCCAUCCUUAUCACCACUGGCUGCACGAUCGCCAGCCGUUUCACCGUUCGGGGUCAACCAGGGGCCAUCAGCUUCUAUGAUCAGCACUAGGGAACCCUCACUGGACCAGAGCCCGGACCAUGAGAUGAGAAUAUGAAGGAUUUUUUUUUUAUGUUUGUAUUUAAAGUGUACUUUAGACAACCUGCAAAGUAGGAGAUUUUGUCCCCUUCACAACUUUGGAAUGUAACAAAUGAACUGUUGUGCAAAGUGCCCAAAACUUCCAGCUAUGGUCUCAAGCCAGACACACUACAGGAAAGAGCAUAAAACCUGGAGUGCCUCAUGAGAAUCCAUAAAGGAAGACGCGCAGCCUCCUCUUAGACAUUGUUGUCAAUCGAGUUCUCAAGACGAAAUCGUACAGGAUUUUAUGUAUAUUAUUUAAAUUGAACUUUUGGACACAUAGCAUACAGCAGACAUUUUCCAACUUUCAGUGGAAUGUAUGGAGUAUAAUGGACUAAAGUUGUUGAAUGAAUGAUGAUCAAUGGAAUUUUGUGCCAUGUGCCCAGAUCAAGGCAUUUCAAAGACUACCUUUUUGUUGGUAGAAACUUGACAGUAUUACUCUUUCAGUGUUAAUGGACUAUAACGUGGGUUUAUAGGCUGACCGGACCAGCCAUGGACCCUGUGUUUGAUGUGACGCAGGUCUGCUGGACUGAACAGAAAACAUGGAAGAGGCACUUUCCAUGCUGGACAGCCGGAGAUCCCUUAGCUGUAGAUAAUGUAGUUUCCAUGUUUUACCUCACUGGCUGGCCAGAGAGUACAGCUCCUCUCUUGUGGACAAGUUACAGCUUUUACUUUAUCUCAUGGCUGCUUUUAAAAUGGCCCCUGACUUAACGGUGAACAGUAUUUGAACUGACAAUUCGUUCACAAGGAUAUACUUUGCCAAGCUUCAACAACACUAAAGACUAGUGUGCCCCUUAUCACUACAGAGGACAUGUAUUUUUACUUUAUUUUUUAUAUAUUUUUAUAUGAAAGUAUCAGAUCUCAAAACAGCAGUAUUUCGCACAGAGAGGAUUGUGUAAUUGCUAAUAUGCAUUUGUGUAUGUAUGAAGCCUCUACUAUGUACUAUAUGUAAAAUAUUUCAUUUUUUAAGUGUUCUUGUUCUUGUGUGAGUGACAUAAAAAUAUGUUUUGAUCACUAUUUAUACAAAAAUGGAUUCUGUAUGACGUUAUGUACUUAGAAAUUGUUUGUCAAAUUCUCCAAAAGAUGACUUGUCAUUUCUUCAGCUCUUGUUUCAACCCUCUGUUUUUCAGGGACUAAAUGUCACCUCUGUGUCUUUGGAAAAUAGUGCUUCCAAAAAUCUUUUGAAUUUAUUUGAAAAAUUAAAACCAUCGACUGUGAACUUCGUCUCAGCACAAUGAAAGGAGUAAACCAAUUCAGAGUCAGAUUAAGUGAGUGUUAGUCAAAUGUAUCACACAAUACAACAGAAAAGUCAAUGAAUGUACAAUGAUCUACCAUUUCAGUAUUACAGCUGUGUUUUACAUGCUUAUAAUUUGAUUUGCAGUUUGUUUGUUUUUUUUUUGCUUUUUGAUAUAGCAAAAGGCUGGUAACUGAAAACUGUAAUAACACUACGCCCAAACUUCAUUUAAAAAUAUGAGUUUACUUACACAUAUUAGUAGAGUAAUAGAGAUUGUACCCAGACCCCACAGUAUUUCACAUGUCCCAUUUUUUACAACAACUAAAACUAUAGAUCAAAAACAUGAAAAUCUUUGGACAGACCAUUUACAAUUGUAUAUAGGCUGUGUCCACACUCAUAUGUUUUCAUUUAGAAAUGCAUAAGUCUUGGUCAUCAUUCAUGUCCCUCACACACUAUGCUGACAUAUAAGAAUCUAUAUGGCCAAGACAAAGAUUCAAGAUAUAUUUUUAAAACGUGUGCAGUGUGAAUGGACAGAAUACAGUAGACGCAUUGCCUAUUCAUAAAAGUCAAUAAGCCCAUUUUAUUUUAACUUUUCCAUUUUACAUCUUUAAAGUGUGAACAUAUUGGUUUGAUUAAAAUUUCCUCUAAAUCGCAAUACAUUUCCCCAUUAAAAUAAAAAAUGCACUAUGUAACUUUCCUGGUGAAGUCUCAAAUAUUCCACAGCAUGGUAUUAAACUGUCUUAUAUCUUGCAUUUGUCCAAUUACGGGUGUUUUAAUUGCUAAAAAAAAAAAAAAAAGAAAAAAAAUACCUUGGAAAAACAUGCAUUCUUACAGUCAGAGGUCUCUUCUUUCCAUAGAUCUGACCAGUGACUUGGCCCACUGUCAUCACCUGCUUGUCUCUAUGGAGAUCAGUAAGUUAAAUGCCAAUCUAUGGAACAAUCCAAGCAAAACAUUAACAUCUCCAUGGAAGCAAGCUUGUGGUGGACACUCAACCAGAAAAGUGACAUAUUGCAGUUUUAAGCACAUAUUGAGUUAAAUUUUACAUAUUGUUGUCAGAAGUGUAUGUUGUUGUUUUCUGUUUAUUGUUGGUUGAUUCACGGAGCUGAGUUGUACAUGUAUUUAAAAUGCAAAUAAUA